GUUUCUCAGGAAUGAGUGACUGUGUCCCUGCUGCUUGAGAAGUCCCCUGUAUACAGUAUCUGCAGCUACUGCCAUAGGAAGAAUUCAUCUACCUCUUCAAAAGAGAAAUCUCACUGGAUGGCUGAGCAACAGGGGCAAAAAAGCAACCAGAGCAGCAGUAUGGGACCAGGGGAAACCACAGAGAACCUGCUACCAAACAAGCAGUGCCUGAAUCAUUGCAAAUCACUGUCCAGAAGAUCUGUCCAGAAGGCAAACAAAUGUAUUCAGGUUGACCUGGACUUAGAAGAGGAGAACCCCAGUGCAGACUUAAGACUUUCUCCAACAACCUGCCUUUCUAAGAAGCCUCAGCAAUGUCUAGGGAACCCAUCACCAUCCCAGCAAGGUAUUUCCUCAUCCUCCCAAGGACAGCCUGCCAUGCCAGCUCUGCUACCAUUGCUGCCACCCCCUCCAUCCCUUCCUCCUGGGCAUAAGGUGCCUCUCCCACCCCUUCCUGUGCCUGGCAUGUAUGCCUCAUCGCUCCCACCGCCUCCACCGUGUGGUAAUCCUGUGUGCAACCAUCUCACCUGUGGAUAUGGAGGGCAGCCCCACCCCAAGAAGACACCAACAUUGAGGAUGAAGGUGCUUCACUGGCAGAAGCUCCCCUCUGAUGUGGUGAGACAAAGCCGUUCCAUGUGGGCUGUGGUACCACGUGGCAGCAAGGAGCUCAUAGAGCCUGACUACGCAAGCUUGGAGAUGCUUUUCUGUGUCCCACCAACGCCACCAAAGGAGAAAACAAGGCCAAAAAAGAAUUCAAAAGAGAUCACAUUCAUAGGUCCAAAGAAAAGUCUCCUUCUGAGUAUAUUUCUGAAGCAAUUUAAGUGCUCCAAUGAAGAGAUUGCUGACAUGAUUCAUAAAGGGGAUAGAUCCCAGUUUGAUGCUGAGAUACUGAAACAGCUACUUAAACUGCUGCCUGAAGGCCAUGAGAUAAGCAGCCUGAAGUCUUGCAAAGAAGAAAGAUCAGAACUAGCAAAUGCAGACCAGUUUUACCUCCAUCUCUUGGAAGUUCCUAGCUACCAGUUGCGGAUUGAAUGUAUGCUGAUUUGUGAGGAAACAAAAUUUCUGCUGGAGUGUCUGUGGCCAAAAGCAAAAGCCAUCAGGACAGCCUGUGAAACACUUCUUACUAGUCAGCAACUGCCAGUUUUCUGUCAAUUGAUUCUUAAAGUCGGAAACUUUCUCAACUAUGGGCAUCACACUGGAGAUGCUGGAGGUUUUAAAAUCAGUGCCUUGCUCAGACUAACAGAAACAAAAGCAAACAAAAGCCACGUUACUCUGCUCCACCAUAUUUUGGAGGAGGUUGAAAAAAACCAUGCAGACCUGCUGCAGCUUCCCAGAGAUCUUGACUUUGUUUCCAAGGCAGCAGGGUUUCACUUUGAUGCUAUGCGGGCUGAGGCAAGUGCCAAUUUGAAGAAACUGUUGGAAAUAGAGAAGCGUUUAUUUCUGUCGACGGAGGAUUUAAAAAUACAGCACGCAAAAUCUGUUCAAAGCAGCAUCAGUGCUUCAAAAGACCUGCAGGAGGAGUUUGCCAGCAUUGAAAAGAAGAAGGAAGAACUUGCUGAUUACCUUUGUGAAGACCGAAAAAAGUUGUCCUUGGAAGAUGUAUUUAACACAAUGAAAACCUUCAGGGAGCUCUUCCUCAAGGCUUUACAGCUGGGCUACCAAAACCCUGGCUCAGGAGUAAAUGAAAGUAACUGCUUAUUUGCUCGCAGUCUACAGCAAGAAAUGAUCAUGUGGGAAAAUCAACAAAGGAAGGAGCAAGCUGCAAAGUCUGAGAAAAGGAAGAAACAUCUUAAAGGAGAAGACGUGAAGAGGCUAAAAAGAGAGGAUGGAAAGAGCAGUAUAUUUAACAAAAAAUAAUUCUGGUUUUAUCAGCCACUCAAGUUAACUAGAAGCAAAUGAUCUGUUUAGCUACGGAUGAUCUAAUAGAAUAAGUGGGAUUUAGCCAUGGUUGGUGUCCUUGUCAAGCAGAUAGUAUAGUAAAACAUCAAUUUUCAAGUACAUGUGAAUGGUCAGAAAAAAUCACAAUAGGGAUGUCAGAAAAAUUAUCACUCCCAAUGAGGAAGUUACUACCAUUUUACUUAGAGGUGAGUAAUAGCCAGGUAUUGCUCUGAAGAUUUGUUUGAAGGCUUUUAGGGAAUAUAGAGAGGUUGCACAUUCUUGAACUUCAAGCUGUACAGUGUCACUGUGGUAGGCAAGCUCUGUCAGAUAUUAUUGUUACCACGGCCUCUGCAUUUUUCUGAUUAGAGUUCUGAUUCCUUAAAAUGGUUACAUGUGCUCUUUAAUGAGUGUCUAUGAAUUGCUGAAAAAUAGCAGAUUGACUUAACUGCAGAAAAAUAUUUGCUGUGCAGAGCUGAGCUGGGUGUGAAGCAUUUCUGGUAUUAAUAUUAGCGUAUGUAUAUUUUAAAACUAUAUUUUGGCAAAUACCUGAUAUUCAGUUUUCUUGAAGAUCUCUGCAGAUAACAUUUGGUUGUGAUUCUUGAUUCUUCGGAGUACUACUGCAAAAAUGGCAUUAGUAAAUCUGAGUUGGGAUCAUGUAAAUAUUACCUUGGAUGCUCACCCCUUAGAAAACUGUUUUUCAUUGUAUCUCUUGUCUAAAUAAAUGGCCUUCUUUUAGCUCCUUUUUUCAAAAUUACUCAUCUUUAGAAAUGUAUUUUAAAAUACAUAUAAAUAUAUUGAAAACUCACCAAAGCAAUAUUUUCCAUAUUGUCUUGACAAGCUGUACUGCAAAUAUGUUUUACCUACUUUGCAUACUUGAUGUAAAGCUGCAAAUUCAAACAAUAAACCUUUUUGCUGUAAAU
Cygnus olor (mute swan) is the source of this 2834-nucleotide messenger RNA. Its product is annotated as inverted formin-2-like. The record is from RefSeq and is a predicted model, not a curated record. The transcript is spliced from 14 exons. Lineage: Eukaryota; Metazoa; Chordata; Aves; Anseriformes; Anatidae. The coding region runs from base 118 to 1893 and encodes 591 amino acids.